UACAUUUUUUUCAGUAUCUCUAGAACUGAGCCAACCAAGGAAAAGGAGAUGUUAAUCAUGGACAGCAUCAAAUAUUUGUUUUCUGAUUUGAAAACAUCUCUUUGACGAUUGAAACAAUAAAUAAUAAAACCAAAUGCAUCAUUACUGUAAAUCCAACAUAUGAGCCAUACUAAAUUAAAUGCCAAAAUUCUCCAGCAAAUGGGGGGGUUUCUUGCAAUUGUAAAUUCAUUACUCUGAUACCCUGUUCUUUUUUCUUUCUCUAUAUAUCUCUUCUAUCUCUUUCUUUGCUUCAAAUGUUAUAGCUUUUGUUACUAUUUACUCUCUACAAACUGUAGGCUUCUUUGUUUUCAUUUUAUUGACUUACCCUCUCUGGUAAGGCGUUUUCAUGUAAUCUUCUACCUGUUUUCUGAUGAACAACAUGGCUGAGGAGAGCUGCAGUGACCCCUCAGAUUUAAGAUCUCAGGAUGUAGAUUAUUCAUAUGUUCCUGAGCUCAGUGAUGAGCUAGAGAGCUUGAUCUUGGCUCGAUUUCCGAGGUCGGAGCAUUGGAAACUUUACUUGCUAAACAAGCAUUUCUCGGAUCUUCUAAAGAGUGGCGAGUUGAACAAAAUCAGGAAGGAAAUUGGGUUCAAAGAAUCAUCCAUAUUCAUGUCACCCAGUGGCCAAAACUGUUGGUGGGCAUGUGAUGGGCUGUUCAAGUCUUGCAGGAAGCUCCCAGAGUUACCAUCAUUGGAUAUAUGCUUUAUAAAUGGAGAUAAGGAAUCAGUUUGUGCUGGGAGCCAUUUAAUUGUAUCCGGCAGGGAAACAUUUGGUUCUGUCGUGUGGAGAUUUGAACUCGAAAUAGGUAAAUGGUUCAAGGGUCCUUCCAUGAUUGAUCCUAGGUGCUUGUUUGCAUCUGCAACCUGUGGCACCUUUGCUUUUGUGGCUGGUGGGAUUGGGAUGGACACUAGAGUCUCGAAUUCGGCCGAGAAAUAUAACCCGGAGACGAAAUCGUGGGAGUUGCUGCCUAGGAUGCAUCAGAAGAGGAAGCUUUGCUCAGGUUGUUUCAUGGACAACAAGUUUUAUGUGAUUGGUGGGAGAGAUGAGCACAACAAUCAGCUCACUUGUGGGGAGGCUUAUGAUAAGGACAAUAACACAUGGGAAUGGAUCCCAGACAUGUUGAAAGAUGAUAGUACUGUUACCCAACCAGCUGCAGCCGCUGCUGCGAUGUUGCUGCAAUCGCCACCGCUUGUUGCGGUAGUGAACAAUCAGCUUUACUGUCUUGAAACAUCAUGCAAUGAGGUGAGGGUGUACAUGAAGAGCAGCAAGACAUGGAAGAAUUUGGGAAAAGUACCAGUUAGAGCUGAUCUUCAUGAAGGAUGGGGUGUGGCAUUCAAGUCUCUUGGCAAUGAGCUGCUGGUGAUCGGAUUCUCGUCUUCCGUUUCAAGUGGCGGCAAUGGCAGUGGCAUGACUAUCUACACUUGCAGCCCGCGGCCGGAGUCGGAUGACUUGAAAUGGCGGCGCGUUGAGGGCUGCGAAGACCGCCUUAACUUCUUUCUUCUCAACUGUUCAGUCAUGGUGGCUUGAAUUUGUACUCGCACGUUACUGUUUAAUAAACUUUUCCACAUAUGGCACCCAGAGUCUUUUCGACAGAAAUUUUCGGAAAAGACAUUAGUAAAUCCGUCCCUAAACGCUAAAAUUUCCUCCAACAUUAAUCCA
Gossypium raimondii (Peruvian cotton) is the source of this 1696-nucleotide messenger RNA. Its product is annotated as F-box/kelch-repeat protein At3g27150. NCBI's taxonomy places the organism in Eukaryota, Viridiplantae, Streptophyta, Magnoliopsida, Malvales, Malvaceae. The coding region runs from base 410 to 1564 and encodes 384 amino acids. Gene Ontology annotation, cellular component: cytosol. The transcript has 2 exons. Gene Ontology annotation, molecular function: protein binding. The record is from RefSeq and is a predicted model, not a curated record.